Molecule: messenger RNA, 1464 nt
Organism: Helobdella robusta
Lineage: Eukaryota; Metazoa; Annelida; Clitellata; Rhynchobdellida; Glossiphoniidae
Exons: 9
Coding region: 1-1464 (487 amino acids)
Biological process (GO): regulation of transcription by RNA polymerase II; cellular response to lipopolysaccharide
Source: RefSeq, a predicted model, not a curated record
AUGGCAGACUCCAGUAGCGACGGAUCAUCCUUUAUAAAGAUAAAUGACGUAAGUGAACAUUCCUCGCAGGGUAAGUUAUCCCCAGGUACAUUCCUGAUUUCCACGUCCCCGUUUGAGAUUUUCCCUAAUUUCAAGGAAAAGGAGGAGGAAGGAAUUAGUGUUUCCUCGGCCCGAAAGUGUAUUCAUGAGAUGAGGAAGUCUAAUGAUUACAGCCUCAUCAACAACAAUAACAACAAUAGAAAUAUAAACAACAACAUAAACCAUAACAACAUAGAUAUAAACGGCAUAAACAACAGCAAAAACAUAGAUACAAACAACAUAAACAACAACACCAACAAAGAUAUAAACAACAUUAACAACAAAGAUAUAAACAACGUAAACAACAACACAAACAAAGAUAUAAACAACAACACCAACACAGAUAUAAACAGCAUAGACAGUAAAGACAACAUAGAUACAAAGAUUAUAGAGCAUAAACUACGUGAAAUUAACCAAAUAAUAAAAGAUAAUCCGCAGAUAUUCGAUAGACAGCAAAAGUACCUUGAUGUUACCUCAAGGCUUUUGAGUUGCUUCAAAACAGCUCUUGUUCAACAAGUAAUCAGCAGCAACAACAACAAUAAUAAUAAUAAUAACCCUUGUACUGAAGUAACGAGGGACAAGAGAAAUGAUGAUUUUUUCAAUAGGAAAACUCUUGAAGAGCUUAAAGUUACGAAACAAAGACUGUUACUCUUUAUCGCUGAAAAAGAUCGGGAGUUGAACUGCCUCAAAGAGCGUUACGCAAACCUGACCAAUUACGCAACUAAGAUGAAGUCGGUUUAUUUUCGUGACGUCACUAAGCUGAAAGAAGAACUUAACGAGAAUUAUAAUAAGAAAGUUGCCGAAUUAGAGAAAUGUAGGCGCGACCUCUUGAAGCAGUUGGAUCGAGAAAAAUGGAGAGGGCGAAAGUUGGAGGAAUUAAACUUUCUCCAAUCCGAACAAUUGAAAUCUUUCGAGUUUGAUUUGAAUAAUAAGAAUAAUAAUAAUGCCAGUUCUAAAAAUAGCACAAGAGAUUCCAAGCAGCAUGGAGGAAGUUCUCGCGCGUCCAUAGACAAGAGCACUGAAAUUGAAAUUCUCAAGCAACAGGUUACGACAUACAAGGAAGAUUUCGAUAGCGAACGUCGGGACAGAGAAAAAGCCCAAUCGAUGAUAUUAGAUCUGCAAAAACAGCAUGAAGAACUGACAAAGACAGUCCAAAGAUUACAAUCAGAGAAUGAGGCUUUGAGGAGAGCAGGAAACAGAGACAGAACUAGAUGGGAAAGAUCCUAUCACACUCCGAGUACCGUAACCGCAAUCCAGACGUACAGAAUUCCUCCAAGUUACGACGAAAUCGAUGGUUCGAAUGCAAGACGAGCCGGAUUUAAACUAACUACCAACUCAACUGACACUAAUUCCCCGGAUGUGCGUUGGCUAUACACGUUAGAGUAA